AGAGCGCAGGAGUGAGAGAGUAGGGGGUGUUAAAGUAUUUCCAGUCGAGUGAUUCGCGUUUGUUAGUUGAGCAACUGAGAGCCCCAAAGGUUGUGAUGCGGGAUUCACCAUCAGAAGUGUUCGAAGAGCAAGGGGGUAUCAAAAGAUCUCGAUCUGAAAACGAGGAGUGCCGCGUGUUUGCAUGUUGCGAUAAAACGUUCAUUUAAAGCAGCAAGAAUGAUCGCCACCACGCAACAGAAUGUGUCUACAGACCUGGAUCUGGGCAGUUUGGGGGGCCCCCCACGCAACUGGAAGGGCAUUGGGAUCGCCAUGGUCGUCAUCCUGGCUGUCCUGUCGCUGGUCACCCUCUCCAUAAUGCUGCUCACACCGGAUGAGACUCAUCUCUUACACCAAUCCCAUCUCACUGUGGAAGACCUGGAGAGUGAUAAAUUCCAGACCCAUGAUCCCUGUGUCACCUGGCUGAAUGAGGACGAGGUUGUCCUUUGCAGCAGGGAGGGUCACGUGAUCAAACAUGACCUCCGCACCAACCAGACGGCCACGCUGCUUGACAACAGCACUUUUGACCUGAAAGCCGCAAAGUUCCAGGUUUCAGCGGACCAGAGGUUCGUCUUGUUGGCAUAUAACAUCCGGCAGGUAUUCUCACAGUCCUUCACAGCCUCCUAUGCCAUCUACAGUGUGGCCACCGGGGACAUAGUUGAGCUCGCCGCUCCUGGGAAGGACGCGUCUGUGCUACAGUUUGCUGCGUGGGGUCCCCAAGGAAACCAGCUGAUAUAUGUCUUUGAAAAUGACAUCUACUACCGGACUGAUGUGUCCAGCAACACCUUGCGUCUCACAUACACAGGCAGGGAAGGCCUGGUGGUCAGUGGUCUGACUGAUUGGGUCUACGAGGAGGAGGUUCUCCUCACAUACCAGGCCCACUGGUGGUCUGAGGAUGGAGCCCGGCUGGCGUACCUGACCAUCAAUAACUCAGCCACACCUUUCAUGGAGAUACCCCACUUCCUUGGAGAGGUCUACCCAUCUCCCUUGUUCUAUGCCUACCCCAAGGCUGGUGCUAACAUUCCUGCUGUGAGCCUCCAUGUUGUCAACCUGUAUGGUCCAGCCCACACCUUGGAGAUGGUUCCUCCAGACUCCUUCAGUUCCAGGAGUCACUAUAUCUCCAUGGUGACCUGGAUCAGCAGCACACAACUGGCCGUACGCUGGGUUAACCGGCCGCAGAAUCAGUCAGCGCUCUCUGUAUGCGAGGCCACCACAGGCGCUUGUUCAGAGAAGCACAAACUGCCAGUAGAUAUUUGGCAAGAUCAACUUCAGGAGGUGCCGUUGUUUUCUAAAGAUGCCUCCACGUUCUACUUAACCCUUCCUGCCAAGCAAGGUGCCCGAGGGGAGUUUCGGCACGUGGCGUCUCUGCAGGCCCAGCCCCCAGUACCCUCAGCUCCUCCGCGCUUCCUGACAUCAGGAAACUGGGAUGUCUCCUCGCUCUGCGCCCUGGAUGAACAGAGUGGGAAAAUAUAUUUCCUGAGUAGUGAGAUGUCAAGACAGAGCAGGCACUUGUACAGUGUGGACCUGAGUGGCGUCUUGCAGCGGCAGUGUCUCACUUGUAAUCUGAUAGAGGACUGCAGCUUCCUCAAGGCCCAGUUCAGCCCUAAUCGGACCAGAUUUACUCUGCACUGCCUUGGGCCUGGAAUCCCCAAGGUGACUGUUCACAGCACAAAAGAACCUCACAGGUACAUUGUGCUGGAGGACAACAAGCCCAUGUCUCAGGCCAUGGAGGGAAAGUGGCUCCCGGAGAUGCAGUUUCGGACUCUGUCGGGCGAGAACUAUGAUCUCCACCUGAAGCUGUCUUUGCCUCAGACCCAUGAGGAGAACGUGCACCCACUUCUCAUCAUAGUUGAUGGGACACCAGGAAGCUACACGGUGACCGAGGAGUUCUCCCUAGGCUGGCCUCAGGUUCUGUCCAGCACGCAUGGGGUGGUGGUGGCAUGGAUUGACAACAGGAGCAGUGCUACGCGAGGUCAGAAGUCAACUACCCACGAUGCCAGAAAACUAAGCUCACUGAUGGUCAAAGACCAGCUUGGUGUAGUGGAAUGGCUGAUGCAACUGCCUUUCAUUGAUAACAGACGGAUGGCCCUUUAUGGGAAGGCUUUUGGCGGUUAUAUGGCCCUCAAGAUGUUAGCUGCAACAGACCAGCUCUUCAAGUGUGCUGCUGUCAUGGCCCCCGUUACAGACUUCAGAUUCUACAGUGCUGCCUUCUCCGAGAGGUACUUUGGACUCCCUUCUAAGGAUGAGAGUGCUUAUGUGGCCGCAUCCGUCUUGGAGGAUGCUGAGAGACUUAAACAUGAGAACUUCCUUAUUCUCCAUGGAACUUCAGAUGCACGGGUGCACUUCCAGCACAGCGCAGAGCUGCUGAGCCGCCUGGUCAGGGUGGAGGCCAACUACACCCUUCAGCUGUACCCAGACGAGGGCCACAGCCUCAGGGCAGAGAGGAGCCAGCAGCACUUUCGCCGCACCCUGGGCCACUUCCUCCAAGUCUGUCUCAUCCAGGCACCCCCCCGCCGAGAGUCAGCAGCAAACCAGGAGGAUGAUUACUGACCAUCCCUGCUGCCUGGAAGUGGGGGCACGGCAAAGAGUGGACAUUGAGACUCCCCCCACCAGUUCCUGGAAAGGGUGACACGAGCACUUCCUCCUGUUAUAUGUUCUCUGACAUCUCCCUGUCUAUGUUUGGGUGUGAGGUUGCUCUUGCAACAAUAACCCAGGCCAUAAAAAUACCCUUCAGGUCUUUGCCAUGUAGGAUUUGGCCACGCAUCUGGACAUCUUCGCAAGGGACCUCUUCAAGACUGUCCCAUCUUCCCACCUUCUUCAUUUCCUUUGUCCUGCCAAGGUCUUUGAACUCAAAGCUUAACACCAUUAAAAGAUAGAUCCCUGUGCACUACAUGUACAGCUGGACUCAUGGAGUAUUUGUGUAAUUUUUUAAAGUCUAAGAUAAUUGUCAAAAAAUACAUCUCUGACCUUAUCACAUAAGGGACUUUUCAGAAUGAACAGCAGUAAUGUGGAUCCCUGGCUUGCAGAUGUAUAGAAACAGGUGAUUCUGAGUAUUUGGGUGUCUUGCCUUUGAGGCAAAGUGUGUCAGACAACAGCAAGGUUUUGUUCCUGUUUGCAAAUGUAUAUGUGACUGGGACUAACAUUCCAAUGAGUUCUUAAUCCAUCUUGCUACCAGAGAUAGACUUAUUUAUCCAUGAUUUCAGUAUGAUAAGAGGUGGUGUGGUGAAUGUUGGUAAUGGCACACAACAAUGAAAUUAGUCCUCCUCACCCAAAGCACCAACCCAGCACAGAAGGUGACAAUGAAAUUUAUAAACCUACGGCUUGUAUUUUUAUUAAAGUAGCAGCUAAAUAAUGAGGAAAAUUUUUAUAACUAUUUUCCACUUAAGAAAACUAUCGAGGGGGCUUGUUUCAAAAUCCGACAUGUGACCCAAAUGUUGAUAAUUAACUUACAGUACAUUUAUUAAUGUAACAUGAGACUUGUGAUAUUUAUGGAGGCUGAAUUGAGGUAGAUGUGCCAACACAAUGCCAGUGAUCUCAAAAAGAACAAUGCAUUACCAUACAGGGUUACUGUCCAAAAUGAAUGAGGAAAAGGUAGGACUGAGGAACGGUGCAUGUAUUUUUCAGCAACAGCUGGUGUCAAGGUCCCCAUAAGGGAUAAGGGGGGGUGAUGUCUACCCAGGGGGGGCUUGGUGUGUGUUUCUGAUCAAGCACUUCCAGCAUUCUUAAUACUUACAUGUAAUGUCCAGUUCAUUAAGAGAUAGUUAAAUAUGUCUGUGCAUGUAAUAAGAGUAUACAGUGGGACCUCUGUAUCUGCAGUUUCAGAACUGGAAAACUCCAGAAAUAAACAGUUGAUAAGUUUUAAACCGCGCAUCAAGCAAGUACAGGCUGUGACAGGGUGAAGUCAGCCAAUCCAGUCACGCCGAGUACGUAGCUCACCUCCCAUGACCAAUACAUACGUUUCCCUGCAGAACUCUCAUCCAGUCAGCAUCCAGUGUUCUCACUGAUCACAUUUGUUGGCAUGUUCUCAGUGUGUGCUAUAAAAAAAUGCAGAAAGCAUGAUUUUCAUUGCUCUGUCAUCCCUUAAAACAUGUCUUCAGUACUCUGUUGCCUCUUGAGAAUUAGGCUACAUCAUCAGAAUCCCUUUCAUUUGAGAGAGUACAGUACAGUACUUUAUUAUUACUGGUAUAGCACAUUUCCACAACAUUACAUUGUCUCAAAGCCCUUUACAUUAUCCCUGCCCAAAGCCCGCCGUGAGCAAGCCAGAGGUGACAGUGGCAAGGAAAAACUGCUUAGUAGGAAGAAACCUUGAGAGGAACUGGACUCAAAGGGGGAGCCCAUCCUCCAGAGGUCAGCAGAGAAAGUCUUACUGUGUGUAAUUUAUCUAUUAACCUUAACAUAUGUUAUAUAUGGGGUCCACGGAUGGUUCGCCAUUAUCCACAGUUUUUGGCCAUCUGCAGAAGGUCUUGGAAUGUAUCAGCUAUAGAUAAAGGGGGAUUACUGUACUUAUGGUCUGGAGAACAGCACAUCUCUCAGGGCCACUGAGCCGGAUCAUUUAACAUUUUGGUGGUGAUGGUACAUCUGAAAAUUGUACAUCCAACAGAUUGAAUUAUCCCUCUAUUGUGGAUCGGUGUCACUGUCCAGAAAAUGGGUCUGUUGGCUGGAAAAUGGAAGUCUCCCCUAUCGGUUUAGUGGAAUGCAAAGUUAUGCAUAUAUAAUACAACAAUGUCCAACCUUAUUUUAUUUUCUAGAUUUGAUUAUGUGAAAUUAAGUACAAUGUAUGAUCCCUGAAAACAGAAAUAAAGCAAUAAAGCAGUACUGCCUAGUAAUGACCUCAUAAAAUCACCUUAAAUUGCACCUUUCUUUGUUUCUAUUUAGUAAAUGAUUAUCUUUCUGUACCUUUUUAGCUCUUUUUUAUUGGGUGCAGUUUUUGGUCAAGAUCCAACAACCAUGGUCCUUAUUCUUAUUGAAAUGUUAUUUUUGAAAAAGUGACAAAAGUUAAAAUGAGAUGAAAGCAAUGACAAUGAUGAUGCGACGUGUUUCAGAAUGUUACGGAGCUGCUCUGACCUGCCCCAUGUUAUCUGUUUCAGCAUAAUCAGGCACCUGUCAAUUGCUGUCACAUAUUUCAGUAUCAAUAAGAAACAAAGGUGACAACUAGAAUUGCAGUGUUGUGAUCAAGAAGAUCUAGCUUUGUUUUGUUAAAAUGCACUCUACUUGUGUUUAUAAUAAUGGUGAGCUCACAGAAACCUACCAGAUUAAUAUUAGCAUUCUAAGAAUCUCUCCAGGAACAAGUAAUGAGGAGUAGUAUUUAGAACAAAACAGGCAGAGAUCCUCCAGGAUAAGCACAGAGAUAACCAGCCUAGAUUGUACCCAAAGCCCUACCUUCAUCUCUCAGCAAUGCAGCACUGCUAGUCCAAUCUCCACCCGAGCUACAGGAACAUGCUGAAGUGCAUGCACUUUGUGUAAACGGAAUGCCUGUAUCUCUUGUUUUCCUGUACUUUUAAAAUUUCUCUUUAAAGAAAUGUGUGAACAGAAUUGUUUUAUUUCAAUAAAGUAUAGCUUUUGGUUUA
Paramormyrops kingsleyae is the source of this 5603-nucleotide messenger RNA. Its product is annotated as inactive dipeptidyl peptidase 10. The record is from RefSeq and is a predicted model, not a curated record. Gene Ontology annotation, biological process: regulation of potassium ion transmembrane transport; proteolysis. Gene Ontology annotation, cellular component: plasma membrane; voltage-gated potassium channel complex. Gene Ontology annotation, molecular function: serine-type peptidase activity. Lineage: Eukaryota; Metazoa; Chordata; Actinopteri; Osteoglossiformes; Mormyridae.